CGAUGAUCUCCCUUUUAUUGAAAAGCAUUACUCAAGGGACUUAACUGUAGUAAACUACAAUCACAACCAAUUUUAAUGGCAAUGGCGAGUAGCAUCUGGACAAACAAAAGGCGAAACCAUGAUCACCGCUACACGAAGAGUCCCAAAAAUUAUCAAACAAAUAAGACACUACGCUCCAGUUUUCACACUGAGCACAACUACAUCAGACCUGCACAGCCUUGCAUUGAUAACUAUGGAAGCAAUGUGAACAACGAACAGAACACUGCAACAACAUCCUUACCUCAGCAUCCAGUGGACAAGAUUAGCGAUGAGUUGCUCAAGUCUCGAUGGUCCCUGGCAGAAAAGAAAGCCUUGCAUGAGUAUAUCAGCACUCGACCAAUAAAGCCCUGUGAGACCGAUACUAAAUACUGGAAGAGUUGUGCAAAUUUCCUCAAUAAAAAAUUCCCAUUUCGGAUUCGCACAGGUAAAUCAUGCAAAAAUGCAGCAAAGAGACUUGGAAGUCAUUCAGCACCAAAUGCUGUAUCUACCAGUAUUAGCGUUCAAUCAGCACCAAAUGCUGUAUCUACCAGUAUUAGCGUUCCUUCCACCGAACAUAAAAUGGCUUUACACGUGGAUGCGGAACAAAUGUCAAUGUCAGUGUCGGGGAGUUCACAGGAUUUUCAGUUAAAAGCCCAAAACUUCAUAGAACCCACAAAUGCGUGUAAGGGAAAUGCAUGCACUAGUCCACAGCAAGUGAACAUGGAGGUCCAACAACGCCUAGGUCUGGCUCUUGAUCACACUUGGGCAAAACGGUUGUGUACAGAAGUGAUCAAACAUUAUGACGAAGAUCAAGUGAGCGAAAUGAACGCCAGUCUGCCGUCCGUAAUGGAGGAGCUAGCAGCGCUCAUGAAAUCGAACGAAAAAGGCAGCAAGAUUCCAAAGCCAGGGAAAAAGAAAAUACGAAAAAGAAGAAUCAGCCUCAAAGGAAAGCACCCGGAAGUCGAGGAAGGUGAGCCAGAAGAGUUCAUAUAUAGCUGGCCCAAGUGUUCGUGUGGCGUGAAGCACCCUCCCAUACCCAGUUUUCAGCCGCCCGACGGCGUCCGGUGCAUGUUCUACUGGCAAAUCGCCGACCAGUUCCCGUUCAUGACGCUACACCGGGCACUAACUACAGAGCUCAAAUUUAUAAAUGCAGACGCCGACCAAAGCGGGCUGAUAGAGAUGUGUGAACUGCGAGGCCUGCUGAAGUCGACACUGGGCGAGGAUGUUUCCGACCUCACGAUAGAGGGCACCUUCAACGAGAUCGACACAGACAAGAGCGGAACACUGGAUUUCCUCGAGGUUCUCACGGUUGUGGACAGUCUGGUACAGAGGCGGGAGAACACGCUGCCAUUGACCGUGAAGAACGAAUACUCGAAAGUCUGUGUCAUGCAGUGACUGUCAGUGGUCAUGCAGGAUACUAUUUGUUCAAUUCUUUGCAGUAUUAAAAAAGUUGUAAUAAAAUACCUGAUUUUCUUCA
This is a messenger RNA of Dreissena polymorpha, 1495 nucleotides long. RefSeq lists its product as uncharacterized. Bases 76 to 1413 code for a protein of 445 amino acids. NCBI's taxonomy places the organism in Eukaryota, Metazoa, Mollusca, Bivalvia, Myida, Dreissenidae. Gene Ontology annotation, molecular function: calcium ion binding. The record is from RefSeq and is a predicted model, not a curated record. The transcript is spliced from 12 exons.